Molecule: messenger RNA, 7833 nt
Organism: Trichomonas vaginalis G3
Lineage: Eukaryota; Parabasalia; Trichomonadida; Trichomonadidae
Product: beige/BEACH-related family
Exons: 1
Coding region: 1-7833 (2610 amino acids)
Molecular function (GO): protein binding
Source: RefSeq, a predicted model, not a curated record
AUGAAGCUCCUGACCUGCCGACAACUUUGUGGUCGGAUUCUAAUUGAGCUAUCAUCUGUUGAAUGGGAAAAGAAGAUAAAUGACAAAACAAUUCUUUCGGCUUUAAAUUCAAUUCCAUUUCCUCCAAUAAUCGACGAAAAAUCAUCAAAUAUAAGCAAAAAAUUAGAAGGAAAGCAAGAACUUUCAUCAAUUUUUAAAGAUGUUGGUUUUUCGUUCCCUUUUCGCGCUGAUUUAAUCGAAUAUAUAAUCAGCCAUCCCGAAUUAGUCACAUACAUUCCGAAUGUGCAUGCACAAAUAGUUUAUUUCACAUACCUUUCAUGGAUACAAAGUCUAGAGAAAAAAAAUAGUACAAAAUAUUCACUUUCUUUAUUACAAUUGUUUUUGCAGCGAUCUUCCGUCGAUGGAUUCAAAGACAUCAAUAUGUAUGCAUUCUAUGAUGUUUUUAUAUUUUCUCUUUCAUCUUCAGAUCUGUCAUUCGAAAAACUUCAUGAAAUCAACAGCGUAUUAAUCAAAUUCCUCACAAUUGGUCAGCCUCCUGUUUUUAUGUACCAAUUAAUACCUCGUACUGUUAAAAAACUCUCAGAUUCCAAAAAUCCAGACUUUUCAAACUUCAUUUGUUCAAUUAUCAAUCUUAAAGCUAUCAAAAAGGAAUACCCAGAUGAAGUAUUUUUAGAUACAAUAUCCAUAUUAAAUGAUUUACUUGUCGAUUUUAAUACUCAAGUCGUAGAUAUGUGGUGUAACUCUGCACCACAGCUUCCUCCACUUGUUACCCUUCCAUCAAUUACUUCAUUAGUAAGCGGAGUCAUCAAUUACGUUGUUCGUUUUGGCAAAUUUGUUUCAGUAGAGAAAAACGUCGAAAAUGUAAUUAAAAUAGACGACAAACACACUUUUCAAAUCAAUCCAGACAUAGUACCGAACCCACAAUUGGUCAAUGUUGAGAUCACAAAACAAAGAUAUUUAAUUCCGACACCUAACUUAGUAGCUGAAUAUUUACCUGAAGGAAUGACAAAAGCAUUGGAUGGAUUCGUCAGAAUUGCCCGAAAUUCUAAGGAACUCCGUGAUAUGAUUAACAAUGCCAUCGUAAAUUUCUUCGAUGAAAACAAAGAUCAUGAAAAUUGGUUGGCGAUUUAUACUUCAUUUUUGAGUAUCUAUCGUACAGUCAAAUGCAGAAAAGAUUUUUUACUUCCUUAUUCUGUAUUAAUUGAUUCAAGAAUAUGGAGUCCUGAAGUUGCUAUUGAUUCUCCAGAGCAUAAAGGUCUUGCAAUAAAUAGCAUACGUCAUUGGACUCUUGAGAUGCUUAUGUCUCGUGGAAUUAAAAAUGUCAGAGAAAUUUUGAAUCUUUGUAUAGCAUAUCCACGUUUGGAAGAGGAAAUCAUAUAUAGAAUCAUGGAUUUUGCACCAAAACUUAAGUUUAAUGAUAAAAUUGUUGAAGAAUUUACAACAGUCAUCACAUAUCUUUUGUAUUUCUAUCAAACAUGUCCUUACACUAAUGAAGAACAGGAGCAAGCAGCUAAUGGUGUUAGAAUAGCUCUGUUUUGUUUGCUGGAUCUCUUCAUAAGUAAAGAAGAUAAAUUAGGUGCUUUCCUGAAUAGAGAAGAAUUUGCAGAAUCAUUCAUUAUGUUGAUAUUUGAGAAAGGUGUAGAUCAAUACGUCAUGGAUAAGCUCAAAAUAUAUGUUAAAACAGCAGAUUAUAAAAAUUCAUUAAAUCCAUGUCGUCUAAAGUUCGUUGAAAUAGCAGGAACAGUCUUUGGUAACCUCAACCACGCAGGAAUGAUGGAUAUCGCUAAGUCAAUCAUUCAUUUAUUCGUCGAACAGAACAUUUCUAUGCCAGAAAUGAUCAAAGAACUUGCAUCAGGAUUCUUAUUAUUACCUAAGAACGAAGACAGUGCUAAUUUCAUUGUUGACGCAUUAGAUUUCUUAGUUAUUUCAGCCGAAAGUCGCUCAUUAACAGCAACUCCAUUAGCAGCAAUUGAAGAAGCGAUUUCACAUGUUUUCGGAGAACCAACACAAGACUUAUUCAUCCGAUUAGUACAAUUAUUAGCAGGUCAUCCUCUUGACUCUGCUCAACCAUCAUUCCUGAUCAAACAACCAACAGCUUUGACAUUGAUUUUAGGUGUUUUCAAAGACACCCAAUUUUUGUUGACAAUUUUUGACUUCAUUGCAAAACUUUGUGAAUAUUCAUCAUUAAACUGUGCGGCAGCAGCCAUUGGUGGACUUAGUGAGAUGUUGAUUGAGUUCAUGCUUGAAUGGCGAAACGAUGAAACAAUUGAACCAAGACAAUUUGCAUCAUGCAUGAGUUUAUUGAUGAUCAUUGUUAUGACAUCAUGUACAGUUAAUGUUGCACGAAUGUUCAUCUCAUUGUUGUGUCCUAUCGAAGGCCGAACUAUUCCUCACACACAGAAUUUGAUGUUGAAAGUUCUCAACAAGAUGUUGAUUGAUGGUCAAAACAGACCAAGAGAUAGUUUACCAUUAGUUCCACAAGGUAAAUACGCAACGUUCUCAAGUAUGCCACAAUCAUUUGUUGUUGUCUUCUGGAUCUUUAAUCCAUUGAGUGAUAAAUCUCCUCAAUCAAUCAUCGCAGAAAUUGGUGACCUUAAAAUCCUUGUCACAGAUUACAGAAUCAAAGUCAACAAAGUGAAAACAAACGUUGAAUUAGACGCCAAGAUCUGGAACAUGGUCUCAAUCAAAGUUAACAUUGAUGACAAAGAAUCAGAUGUCACAGUUAUGGUUAACAACAAAGAAGAAACAAAAUCUAAUUUCAAAUUACCAAAACUAUUGUUUGAAGAAAAACAAUUGUUCGUUAUUGGUGGAGGAACUAAUGAUAAGAAUUACGCAUUGUUAGGUAAUUUUGGGAUUUUCAAAGAUACAGUUCAACUUGAUAAACUAAUGAAGUCAUCACUUCGUGGAUCAAUGGAGAAUAAUCCAGACUGCAUUGUUUACAUGCAGCCAUUCCAAGCAGAUGGUUUCAUUUACAUGAAAUCAAAUUCAAGAGUUGAACAAGGAAAAAUCGAAUGUCCUCCUUUCGUUUCAUUCGCUGAUGUUUUAGUUGAAAAGUGCGGAAUUGAAAUGAUUCUUCCUUUAUUUGCACAAUGGGACAUGCCAUACUCAACAGGUAAAGAGAACACAAUUAAGAACGACACAUUGGAAAUCCUUACAAACUGUCUGAAAAUGUCAAGUGAUUCACAAAAAUUGUUUGCUGAAGUUGGUGGAUUCCGAAUUUUGUCACAUUUAAUUAUAUCAUCGAAAAUCGAGAACAUCGAUUUCAAAUUGUACCAAGCAAUGGUCCAAAUCCUUAACUCUCUCCAAGAUGGAGAAGCCAAGCACAACAUGCUGAUUGCUAUUAUAUUCAACCUCCAAAUUUGGCUGAAAACAUCAGCAGUUGAUCAUAUCAUGAUCAUCAAACAUUGGGCAAGAGUUAUUGUUAAGAAUUAUUACAACGACUGCAAAGAUCUAUUGACAUUCACUCACAUCUUGUCAAUGCUUAUUAGUAACUAUUGGUAUUCACAAGCAGAAUCAUUGAUACAUCAAAAUACAGAGAGAUGUAGAAAUGAAGUUUUGAAUGUCACAGAAGUCAGAAAAUAUUUAUUUGAAAUUUUGAAACAAAUUUCACUUAAGAAUUUCGAUACAAACUCGCUGAAGAGUUUAGUAUCGCAUAUCUUGACAUGUGGCGAAAUCAACCAAUGCUUGGAUUUGAUCAAUUUCUUGCAAUAUUUGCUUGGCGAUGAUAAUGUUUGGAAAGAUAUUGAAGAACCAGGAAAAUAUAUUUCACUUUUAGUUUAUUUGUUUAACCUGAAAAGUGAUGACAUUGUUUUAUCCACAUUAUCAUGCAUUGUUUAUGCAUUUCGACACAAUAAAAUGAAUCCUAUCACUAUGAAGGAUGAAGUCGAAAUCAUGUUGCAUCAAGUUGGUUCAUAUUUCUCAAGAACAACAUUAGUUGACAUAUUCAUUGAAAUCCUCAACAACAAUGUUCCAGAAUUACUUCCUCUUUUAUCAUGGAUGACACUGAACAAUGGCCGACCAAUUAUUUUACCACAAAUCUUGAAAUCAUCUAAAAUGUUAGUUACCAAUGAUUUGUGGUGUUAUUGGCCAUUAAUCAGUUGCUAUAAAUGCCAAGAACAAGAGAGCAAAGACCUUCUUAAGUAUUUGUUAGACUGCAAUGUUCAAGGUGUUUUGACUAAUUUAUUAGCAGCUGCUAACAUUGUUGGAUUGGCAUUGAAAGAAGACAGAAUCAAGAUGAUGAGAAACAUUUUACUUUUAGCAUCAAACAACGAAACAUAUGAUGAAGAAUACAUCAAAUGUGCACAAUUCUUUUUGUUAUACCGAGAAAGAAAUGUUUCUAAAACAUAUUUAGAAACGGUCUAUGAAUCAUCUCCUUUCAAUAAUACUGUUAAUAAUGAUGAUUCUGGCUCUCUUUUGAUGACAUCUACAUCACAAGCAGAAAUUGAAACAAACAAACCAGUUUUGGAUGAAAUCAACAUCCAAAUCACAGAAACACAAAAAGAAAAAGACAUCAAACGACACUCAUUGAAUGUUGCCAAUUUAGCGAAGAAUGUUGGAAACUUGAGCUCUUAUAACUCAGAUACUGCCGAAAGUACACUGAGUUAUCUUUUCCCAGUUCACGAAGAAAGUAACGAUACAGGAAAAGCACGAAGAGUUUCAUUAUUAUCAGUUUCCUCAUUUUCAAAACCAUCAAGGAGAAGAAACAUAUCUCCAAAGAAGAUGAAAGCAGUUAUUAUGCCAAGUGAAAUGGACAAGAAAGUUAUUGACAUUGCUAAGCAUCCAUUCAACUACAUCUUCGGUUUGAAUUGGACAGAAGAUGGCAAAUGGGAAGAUUUCGAAAUUGCCAAAUCAUAUUUGCAGAAAUACAUCAGUCACAAACUCGAAAUCACAGCAGAAUCACAAAUCAUCACCAGUUUGUUUAUCAAGUUUGGAGGUGAUAUUGAAAGUGAUUAUUUCAACAACACAAUUCCUGUCAUGAAAGCUAAGAAACAACUUGAAGAUAAUCAACUUAGUUUGUACUUGAGUUUGUCUGAAGAUGUUGCACAAAGUUACAACAUUAAUUUGGCAUUAAGUCCCAUCCGAUUCAUGCAUCAUCUUCUUAAGACAAACAAAAGGAAUGCGGAUAUCAACUUCGAGAAUCUUGAACAAGCGUCUAGUUUAGCAAGUGUUGCUGCAAACGAAAUUGCAGAUUACGAAGACAAAAUAUCAACAGCAAAAACACACUCAGCUCAUUUAUGGUCACAUCUUUGGCAAUGCAUGACAUUUUCACAUGCACCAUGGAGUCGUUCUCUUCCUGCACAACACUCUGCAAUACACUACAAGAAAGACAUGAGUUACUGUGGUCUAAUGCCAUUGAAACUGAAGAAGAACAGACAAUUCACAGACCACAAACACGAAUCGUUAGUUCGCGAUACAGGUGAUGAAGUUACCGCCGAAAUCAAAUUGGAAGAAUACAAGAAAGAACUUGCAUUACAGUACCAAAAACACGCUCCUUCCGGUCUUUUAGAUGUUUUGGUUGAAGACAAAGAAGAAAUCAACAACAACUUGAACAUGGCUGACCAACGCUGCAUCAUGGAAUUGCCAUGUGAACUCAUUGAAAUCUCACGAAGGAGACAAGGAACAUUUGCGAUUUUGGCAGACUCAGUUGUCAUUUCUAUCAAAGAGAAAACUAAAGUUUUUCCAUUGGAAAUGAUUUGUGAUGUUUUACUUCGAACUCAUUUGCAUCAUCAAACUGCAAUUGAAAUGAUCAUGAUCGAUGGAAGAAGUUAUUUAAUUAACUUCGAAAAUGUCGAUUCAUUAACAGUUCUCAAGCACUUCAAAGAACUUUGGCUUCCAAACAUCGCAAACUUGCAGACAUCCUCAUUCAUUGACUUCUUCCAGAGCAAGAAACUCACCGAUAAAUGGGUUUCAAGACAAAUCAGUAAUUUUGAAUAUCUUCUUUAUCUCAACAAAUUCAGUGGAAGAACAUUCAACGAUGCAAGUCAAUAUCCGAUCAUGCCAUGGGUUUUAUCUGAUUACACGUCAAGUGUUUUAGACUUGACAGAUCCACAAAGUUACCGAGAUCUUUCUAAACCAAUUGGAGCUAUCAAUGAAGAACGUUUGCAAGGCCUUGUUGAGAAAAUGGACAUUUUCUCACAGAUGGGAAUCACACCAUAUUUGUAUUCUUCAGGACCAAAUUGUCCAUUGGCAGUUUAUCUUUGGUUGUUGCGAAUGGAACCAUGUACAACAUUACACAUCGAGAUCCAAGGCGGUAAAUUCGACACAGCCGCAAGAUUGUUCUCAAGCAUUCCUAACGCAUGGAACUUGUGUACUAAGACACAAAACGAUUUCCGCGAACUUAUUCCAGAGUUCUUCUCAACACCAGAAUUCCUUGUGAACUCCAACAGAUUUGAUCUUGGGAAAACGCAAGAUUACGAAGUUGACGAUGUUGUUUUACCACCAUGGGCUAAUACUCCAUACGAUUUCAUCUACAUCAUGCGGAAAGCUCUUGAGAGUGACUAUGUUUCAAGUCAUCUUCAUCAAUGGAUUGAUUUGAUAUUUGGUGUUACACAAAAAUCAUCAGAAUGUAACAACAUUUAUAUGGAAGAGAUGUACUCCACCAUCUGGGAUAAUAAGAAGAACUUAGAGAAUCCCGAAGUUCGCGCCGGUAUUGAAGCCAUCCUUAUGCAUGUUGGUCAGAUUCCACAACAGAUCUUCACAAAACCACAUCCACAACGUUAUGCACAUGUUUCUAAUGCAUCGGUUCUUAGCAAAAACAUUUGUAUUGAUUUGAAUUUGCCUAAGACAUACGCAGCAAACAUAUCUAAACGGGGAAACGAGUACAUGAUCACACUGCUUAACUCAGAAGGUGGCAUCUGUGUUCGCAACAUGGAAUUGACAGAUAUUGCUAAAGCAUCACAUGGAUCAAAUGUCAAACCUCGAUCGAAAUCUAAUGCAUCAGCAUCUAGUCAAAUCUCAGCACCAACAUCUCCACACAUUAAGCGUAAUGAGCGUCGAAGCAACAUCGACAUUGUAUUUUCAGAACCAUGCGAGAUCACAUUAGAAAACAUGACAACAGACAAGAUGCAGAUUGAAGAUUUCAACGAACUUUGCUCAGAAACAUUCGCCAUUCCUAUUGCCGGUGGUUCAUUCGCAGUUAGUGGUCGUUUGACAAACGAAAUGUACAUUGCUGUUCCGGGUGGUCUUUGCAACAAAGCAUUGCAACAGCGCUCACGAAUUGUCUGCUCAGUGUGUGAUGGUAAAUACAUUGCCGUUGCGAACAGCGAAGCAGUCAUUUCUAUUUACAGGAAGAACUUCGAAAAGCCAAUUUUCAAAGUUCCAAGUUUCACAUCUGCUAUCCGAUGCAUGUGCAUUUCCGAGAAAUUCCACAUCAUUGUUGCCGGAACUAAAGACUCAUCAUUGUUGUUCAUCAGUUUGACAAGUGGCCAAAUUGCUAAAGUUGUUGAGUUGGAUGGAUUCCGAGCUAAACACGUCAUCAUCACACCAUCAUGGGGAUUUGUUGCCGUCCAUGCAACAAAGAUUGCAAACGGAAUGCUACAACAUCAGAUCUUCUUGAUUUCACCAAACGGCGACAUCAUUGUCAAGCGUAAGUCAGAUGCCGGUGUCGAAUCAUGGACUAGUGAAUCUACUUCAUCCGGAUUCGAUGUUAUUGGCAUGGUUGAUGAAAUCGGCAAUGUCUUUGUUUUCGAAGCAUUUUACGUUGAUCUUGGUAGGAAAGUUUUCUCUACAAACACGAAAGUUGUUUCAGUUCGAAUUGAUCCAGAAGAUAAUGUUUUGAUUCUUAUCUUAGAAACAGGAAAAUCUAUUAUGAUUCCAAUUUCUGUUGAUCUCUAA